AUGUCGGAGAAAUUGGACUCGAAAAAUGAGAGCUCUUCCUCUAUCACACCGGACGACAAGCUUGACGAUCUAUCAACCUUUCCCGAUGGAGGACUGAGGGCAUGGCUUGCAGUUGCGGGUGCCUUUGCCACUAUGUUCAGUACUUUUGGGUAUCUGAGUACUUUUGGUGUUCUAGAAUCCUAUUACCAUGAUAAAUUGCUUCGCAACAAUUCACAUUCCGAAAUAGCAUGGAUCGGCUCGUUGCAGGCGUUUUUCAUGUGUACUACUGGGCUACUUUCUGGCCCACUCGUGGAUCGAUAUGGUACAAAGAUGAUUCUUUUCCCCUGUUCAAUUCUAUACGUCGUCGCCAUUAUGCUCACAUCGCUCUGCACCAAAUAUUACCAGUUCCUUCUAGCCCAAGGUGUUCUAGGUGGAUUCGGUAUCGGGAUGCUCUAUACCCCUUCCAUAUCGAUCCUUGGCCACUACUUUCAGAAGAAACGUGAUCUUGCUAUUGGUAUUUCGUCUGCUGGUUCUCCUCUUGGGGGAAUAAUAUUCCCGAUUGUCCUCAACCGCUUCCUACAGUACACAAACGUCGGCUUUGGCUGGUCAAUUCGAGUUAUCGGAUUCAUCAUUCUAGUACUAUUACUGUUUGCCUGCGUAACACUCGUUCCUCGCAUCAAGCCGAGAAGAGGUCCCCAUUUUCUUCUUGAUGCCUUUAAGAAACCUGUCUAUUCACUUCAGGUUGUGGGGUAUUGCGUGAUCUUCUGGGGAAUCUAUACCCCUUUCUUCUUCCUACCUGCCUUCGCAAUCGCUCACGGAAUUAGCAUUGACUGGGCCUUUUAUAUUCUGCCGGUCUACAAUUCCGGGUCAUUUGUUGGUCGGAUUGCGGGCUCGAAACUUACGUCCUACUGUGGCAGGUUCAACGUCUUAAUAUGCGCUGUCUUCCUCUCCGGAAUUUUAGAGUUUUGUCUCCUUGCAAUGACCGGACUUUCGAGCCUCAUCAUCUUUGCAGUAUUUUUUGGUAUUACUUCUGGAGCGAUUAUUGGCUUAUUCCCAACGACAAUCUCCAUUACUGCUCCUCAUCCCAAUCAAAUCGGAACCUAUCUUGGGAUGAUGAUUGGCGUGAUAGGGGUAUUUUGUCUUACUGGGUCGCCGAUGAUGGGUGCAAUCAUUAGCAACACUAAGAGUUUCACGCCAGCUCUGGGGUUUAGCGGCGGAUUAAUGUUGGUUGGGGCUUUUCUAAUAUUUCUCGCGCGAAUGCAUCAUUACGGAAAAGUGUUAAUUGCUUGA
This is a messenger RNA of Ophidiomyces ophidiicola, 1269 nucleotides long. RefSeq lists its product as uncharacterized. Bases 1 to 1269 code for a protein of 422 amino acids. The record is from RefSeq and is a predicted model, not a curated record. Gene Ontology annotation, molecular function: transmembrane transporter activity. Gene Ontology annotation, cellular component: fungal-type vacuole membrane. Gene Ontology annotation, biological process: transmembrane transport. NCBI's taxonomy places the organism in Eukaryota, Fungi, Ascomycota, Eurotiomycetes, Onygenales, Onygenaceae. The transcript is spliced from 3 exons.